Molecule: messenger RNA, 2292 nt
Organism: Saccostrea cuccullata (small rock oyster)
Lineage: Eukaryota; Metazoa; Mollusca; Bivalvia; Ostreida; Ostreidae
Product: crooked neck-like protein 1
Exons: 16
Coding region: 68-2113 (681 amino acids)
Biological process (GO): spliceosomal complex assembly; mRNA splicing, via spliceosome
Cellular component (GO): Prp19 complex; U2-type catalytic step 2 spliceosome; precatalytic spliceosome
Molecular function (GO): protein binding
Source: RefSeq, a predicted model, not a curated record
CAUUAACUUCCGGUGAAAAUUCGGAGUGUGUACGAAAACUAAGUGAAUUUCAAAGAAAAGCUGUAAGAUGGAGGUUGACGAAGAGGGAAAGAGACCCAAAAUGCCCAAAGUGGCAAAGGUCAAGAACAAAAUGCCUGCCCCAGUACAGAUAACAGCUGAGCAGCUCCUACGAGAGGCUAAGGAGAGGGAGCUAGAGUUGGUUCCUCCUCCUCCAAAACAGAAGAUAUCAGAUCCUGAUGAACUUAGAGAGUAUCAGAGAAGAAAAAGAAAAACAUUUGAGGACAAUAUACGUAAAAACAGAAGUGUUAUGACCAACUGGAUCAAAUACGCCCAGUGGGAGGAAUCUCAGAAAGAAAUUCAAAGAGCCCGUUCAGUGUAUGAGAGAGGACUAGAUGUGGACCAUCGAAACAUCACAGUUUGGUUGAAGUAUGCAGAAAUGGAGAUGAGAGCCAGACAAAUAAACCAUGCCAGGAAUAUCUGGGACAGAGCUAUAACAAUACUCCCCAGGGCCAAUCAGUUCUGGUAUAAGUACACUUACAUGGAGGAGAUGUUGGGAAAUAUUGCAGGAGCUCGUCAGGUGUUUGAGCGUUGGAUGGAGUGGGAGCCGGAGGAACAAGCUUGGCAUUCCUUCAUCAACUUUGAGCUGCGUUACAAAGAACUAGACCGAGCUCGAAUGAUUUACGAGAGAUUUGUUCUGAUACAUCCGGAGGUAAAGAACUGGAUUAAGUAUGCACGCUUUGAGGAAAAACAUGGCUACAUCAACAGUGCAAGGAGCAUUUAUGAGAGAGCUAUUGAAUUUUUUGGAGAGGACAACAUGGAUGAAAAACUUAUCACAGCUUUUGCCAGAUUUGAGGAGGGACAAAGAGAGCAUGAAAGAGCCCGGGUAAUCUACAAGUAUGCUCUGGACACCCUGCCUAAAGACCAGUGUCAGGAAAUUUACAAAGCCUACACAGUUCAUGAGAAGAAAUUUGGAAGUCGGGCUGCCAUUGAAGAUGUUAUUGUGAGCAAAAGGAGGUUCCAAUAUGAAGAGGAAGUAAAAGCCAAUCCUUUGAAUUACGAUGCAUGGUUUGAUUACAUAAGAUUGCUGGAAUCUGAUGCUAACACAGAACAAGUGAGGGACACAUACGAAAGAGCUAUAGCAAAUAUACCACCAUCUAAGGAGAAGCGACACUGGCGUCGGUACAUUUACCUGUGGAUUAACUACGCGCUGUAUGAGGAGCUAGAGGCUGAGGACAUAGAGAGGACAAGGGACGUCUAUAAAGCUUGUCUAGAUGUCAUUCCUCAUAAACACUUCACAUUCGCCAAACUGUGGCUCCUGUUUGCCCACUUUGAAAUCCGACAGAAAAAUUUACAAGGAACAAGAAGGAUAUUGGGUACUGCUGUUGGUAAAUGUCCAAAGAACAAAUUAUACAGAGGUUACAUUGAGCUGGAGUUACAGUUAAGAGAAUUUGAGAGAUGCAGAAUCCUGUAUGAGAAGUUUUUAGAAUUUGCACCAGAAAAUUGUACAACCUGGAUGAAGUAUGCAGAACUAGAAACCAUAUUAGGAGACACAGAGAGGGCUGAGAGUAUUUAUGAACUGGCCAUCAACCAACCCAAACUGGACAUGCCAGAGGUGCUAUGGAAGGCUUACAUUGACUUCCAGAUCGAACAAGAGGAAUAUGACAAAACUAGAGCACUGUAUAGGAGGUUACUGGAACGCACCCAGCAUGUUAAGGUUUGGAUAAGCUUUGCCCACUUUGAGCUGUCUGUCCAGAGUGAGGAUGGUAGCAAUGUGAAGAAUGCCAGGAAAGUUUACAGUGAGGGGAACAAGUCUAUGAAGAAUAAUAACGAGAAGGAGGAGAGGUUAAUGUUACUGGAGUCCUGGCAGGAAAUGGAGAGAGACCAGGGUGAUGAAGAAUCUCAGAGUAAGGUGGAUAAACUGAUGCCACAGAAAGUGAAGAAAAGGAGGAAGAUUCAGACAGAGGAUGGGUCGGAUGCUGGGUGGGAGGAAUACUAUGAUUACAUUUUCCCGGACGAGGAGGCAGCUCAACCAAACCUCAAACUGCUGGCCAUGGCCAAAAAAUGGAAGCAAGUUCAGGAAACUGCCCCAGAGGAGGAAGAGGAAGUGGGAUGAACUUCUUAUUGUCACUUCGUGUUGGGAUGUUUUUAUGCAUUAUGUGUAAUACAUUUCUCUGUGAUGUCUUUCUAUAAAGAAAUGACUAUAUGGACUGUGCUGACCAAGACAAAGGUCAGAAGGAGAGAGAGAACAUGAGAUGUGAUUGGUAUAUGAAUGCCAGAUUAUAAAUAAAAAAU